AUGGCGUCUAUCGCCGCAUCACUGCAGACUUCGCUGCCGAAGCCGAAAUACACGGGCGAGGACGAAGAAGCCCCGUCGCACGCCAAGCAGCGCGGUCCUCGGAUCGUGAGCGCUGGCCAGAUUGAUGAGACGCAGGUGGUGCUCAAGCGCUCCGGCCCGCCGCCGUACGGCCAGCGCUCAGGAUGGCGACCACGCUCUCAGGAAGACUUUGGCGACGGCGGCGCUUUUCCCGAGGUGCCGGUCGCACAGUAUCCGCUGGACAUGGGCAGGAAGGGCUCCACGACAAGCAACGCGCUGGCGAUCCAGGUCGACGCCGAGGGCAAGGUCAAGUAUGACGCGAUUGCGCGGCAGGGUCACGGCGAGGGCCGCAUUAUACACACUUCGUUCAAGGACCUGAUUCCGCUGCGGCAACGCGCCGACGCGGGCGAGAUUGACCUGUCGCGGCCGGACCAGGAGGCCGUGGCGGCGACGGCGGAGCGGACCAAGAAUGCUCUCGCCAAGCUGGUGAGCGGUGCUUUGGCGGCGCAGAAACCAAAGAAUGUCAAUACCGGACAGCGCUCGGACCCGACAUUUGUGCGGUACACACCGGCCAGCCAAAUGGGCGACAACUCGAAAAAGCAGGACCGCAUCAUGAAGAUUGUGGAAAAACAGCGCGAUCCGAUGGAGCCGCCGAAAUUCAAACAUAAGAAGAUUCCGCGAGGACCGCCGUCGCCUCCCCCGCCUGUCAUGCACUCGCCCCCGAGAAAGCUCACGGCAGAGGACCAGGAGAUGUGGCGAAUCCCGCCGCCGGUGUCCAAUUGGAAGAACCCCAAGGGUUAUACGGUGCCGCUGGACAAGCGUCUGGCAGCGGACGGACGAGGACUACAGGAUAUUACGAUAAACGAUAAGCAUGCGCAAUUCGCGGAAGCCGUCAAGAUGGCUGAGCGUCACGCACGUGAGGAGGUGCAGCAGCGUGCUCUCAUGCAGCAACGUCUGGCGGAGAAGGAGAAGAUGCAAAAAGAGGACAACCUGCGUUUACUUGCCCAAAAGGCCCGCGAGGAGCGCAACGCCGCCAACACUAGCCGCGGGCGCCGCAACUCGCGCGACUCGGCGGAUUCGCGAGACAGCCGGGACUCACGGUCACGAUCGUCCAGCUACGACUCGCGGCGGUCCUCGCGCUCGCGCUCCGGCAGCGAGUCGGAGGGUGAGCAGGCGCGCAUCAAGGCGCGCGCGGAGCGGCGCAAAGAGAAUGAGCGCAAGCUGCGGCAGAGCCACAUGGGCGCGGAGCGGCAGAUGCAGGCCAUGGCGCGGGAGCAGAACCGCGACAUUUCGGAAAAGAUUCAGCUUGGGCUCGCGAAACCGACGCAGUCCCGGGAGACCAUGUACGACUCGCGGCUGUUCAACCAGACGAGCGGGUUCGACAGCGGAAUCAACGAGGACAACCGCUACGACAAGCCGCUGUUUGCGGCGCAAGACGCCAUCAGCAGCAUCUAUCGGCCGCGGGCGAACAUGGAUGACGGUGACGAUGACGGUGAGGCGGGGGACCGGGAGAUGGCCAAGAUUCAAAAGGCGAGCCGCUUCGGGGAUGCGCUCGGCAGGGGCACGUUUAAAGGCGUGGCUGAGGUGGAGGCGCGCGAGGGACCGGUGCAGUUUGAGAAGGACACGGCAGAUCCGUUCAACGUGGACAAGUUUUUGUCAGAGGUGGACAAGAAGGACGGUGGUGGUGGUGGUGGUGGUGGAAGUGGGAAGAGGGGAUAUGGGCUACAGGAUGAGGAGGAUAGAGGGAAGAAGCGGGCGCGGGUCGACGAGGAUGAGGACUAG
Messenger RNA from Beauveria bassiana ARSEF 2860, 1800 nucleotides. RefSeq names its product SKIP/SNW domain-containing protein. Gene Ontology annotation, biological process: mRNA splicing, via spliceosome. The transcript has a single exon. Bases 1 to 1800 code for a protein of 599 amino acids. The record is from RefSeq and is a predicted model, not a curated record. NCBI's taxonomy places the organism in Eukaryota, Fungi, Ascomycota, Sordariomycetes, Hypocreales, Cordycipitaceae. Gene Ontology annotation, cellular component: spliceosomal complex.